Molecule: messenger RNA, 757 nt
Organism: Geodia barretti
Lineage: Eukaryota; Metazoa; Porifera; Demospongiae; Tetractinellida; Geodiidae
Source: the annotation of a GenBank genome assembly
GCUAGCUAUCUAACUCCUUCCCUUUCCCUCGUUACAUGGGCCAGUGUGCCUGAACUUGGAUGCUCUUGAAUAUGGUGCCACUACAGAAAUGUUUGAUGACAUCAGAGAGUCUGGCGUCACCAUCACAAAUAUUGCAGUGGAGGAACUGGAGCUGCCUGUGCGCGGUUGCAGAGGUGCUGCUGACUCACAAGAGGCCCUCACACUCACUCUCAACGUGGAGACCUUUAUUUUGACUGGGGACAUUAGCAGAAAGAGGUUAUUCAAGACCAGGCGCGGCACAUUCAGAGCUACUGCUAGAAACUCAGUUGUGACCUGCACAAUACCAAGUAAGACUACCCCACACAACACAGUGGAACUCCUCUCCAAGGACACCUUUUCUUUCCCCCAAGGAAAUCUCACUAACGUUGGCACUUUCUUCUGACCCAUUUGUGUCAAGAUUAGAGGGGUUCCACUUGUCCUACAACUAACUCCCUCUGUUUCUCUCAAACCUACAGUUGAAGGUCCAAAUUAUUGUGUGACACCGGAGAAUGCUGAGUGCACCACUGAGUAUGGCAGCUACGGCGUCGACUUUACUGGGAGGCUUCUUGGAAUCGUAGCGAAAAGGAGGAUUUCUGACGGAAUCCGUUCCCGGAUCCCGAGAGAGAUCAACCGGCUGGUAAUCCUGGUACUAGAUGAGUUGCUGGACCGGAUCGGAUAGAUAAAGCUCAUAUAGUCCCUAAACAUUGCUAGUUUUUAGUUUUGAAACUAAAAUAGAACU